Aricia agestis (brown argus) is the source of this 2007-nucleotide messenger RNA. RefSeq names its product paired box protein Pax-6 (gene toy). Bases 52 to 1365 code for a protein of 437 amino acids. Gene Ontology annotation, biological process: anatomical structure development; regulation of transcription by RNA polymerase II. The transcript is spliced from 10 exons. The record is from RefSeq and is a predicted model, not a curated record. Gene Ontology annotation, molecular function: DNA-binding transcription factor activity, RNA polymerase II-specific; RNA polymerase II cis-regulatory region sequence-specific DNA binding. NCBI's taxonomy places the organism in Eukaryota, Metazoa, Arthropoda, Insecta, Lepidoptera, Lycaenidae.
CUGGUGCCGCCGCCGCGGGAACCCACCACGGCGGCCGAGGCCUUCUGGAAGAUGCCGCAUAAAGACGAGCUGAUGCACAGCGCGGCGAUGGGCGGCGGCGCGCUGUUCGGUUGCUCGUCCGCCGGCCACAGCGGCAUAAACCAGCUCGGCGGGGUGUACGUCAACGGCCGACCGCUGCCGGACUCCACGCGCCAGAAGAUCGUGGAGCUGGCCCACUCCGGCGCGCGGCCCUGCGACAUCAGCCGCAUCUUGCAGGUCUCCAACGGCUGCGUCUCCAAGAUACUUGGCAGAUCAACAUGGAACAUGAAGUACUACGAGACGGGGUCCAUCAAGCCGCGCGCGAUCGGCGGGUCCAAGCCCCGGGUGGCGACCACGCCCGUGGUCCAGAAGAUCGCCGACUACAAGCGGGAAUGCCCGUCGAUAUUCGCGUGGGAGAUCAGGGACCGCCUGCUCAGCGAGAACGUGUGCAAUAACGACAAUAUACCCAGUGUGUCCUCAAUAAACCGGGUACUCCGGAACCUGGCCUCGCAGAAGGAGCAAGCAGCAUCAGCCCAGAACGACAGCGUGUACGAGAAGUUGAGGAUGUUCAACGGGCAGGCGGCGACGGGGUGGUGGUAUCCCAGCCUCCCCACCGCGCCCGCGCCGGCUAUCCCGGCGCCGUUACCGCCGCAGCUGAACAGGCCCGCCGCGGAGGAGCAUAAACGAGUGGAUCCCCUGCAGUCGGAGGCGGGUUCUGACGGCAACAGCGAGCACGCAUCAUCGGGUGACGAGGACUCCCAGAUGAGGCUGCGACUGAAGAGGAAACUACAACGAAAUAGAACCUCCUUCACCAACGACCAAAUAGAUAGUCUUGAAAAAGAGUUCGAGCGCACGCAUUACCCCGACGUGUUCGCGCGGGAGCGGCUGGCCGAAAAGAUUGGAUUGCCUGAGGCACGUAUCCAGGUGUGGUUCUCAAACCGUCGCGCGAAGUGGCGGCGAGAGGAGAAGUUGCGGAGUCAGCGACGCGACGCCCCCGCGUCUCCCCCCGCGCCGCCCGCGCGGUUGCCCCUCAACGGCGGAUUCAACUCCAUGUACAGCCCCAUACCGCAGCCCAUAGCCACCAUGAGUGAUACGUAUAGUUCGAUGUCGGGCGGUCUGUCGUCGUCGUGCCUGCAGCAGCGUGACGGCGGCUACCCAUACAUGUUCGGUGAUGUCCUCGGCGGUGGAGGCUACUCGCGCGCGCCGGCGGCACACCAGCAGCACGGAUACUCGCAGCCGCAGGCAGCUGGUAGCACUGGUGUGAUAUCGGCGGGCGUGAGCGUGCCGGUGCAAAUUCCGUCGCAGGGGCCGGACCUCGCGUCCAACUACUGGGGGCGGCUUCAGUGAUCGCAGCUGUUCGGGUUCCCGCACCGCCUGCUGCUGCCCGAGAACCCGACCCUGGAGCCGCCAUCUAGCGACGCCCCGCACAACUACGACAUGAGCGCUCUCAACAUGACCGCGGGCCAGGACGUGCUAGCGGGAGACAUGGAGAACUCCGUCUCGUAAACGUGCUAAUGAUACAUAACUGAAGAUGUUCAAAAGUAUUCGUAAGCGAUCGUACGCGACACCGCGUGCGAUCUUUAGUGAGCUAGACUAAUGUACAUAGCGCCAUCUAUCGUCAACUAAGUAAACUUUCGUAGCGAGCGUUCCCUUACGUUUCUACGGAGAAUUAAAUGUAAAUUGUUUGUGCCAACGUUUGUAAUAAUUGAGUGUUAAGCGCCCUACGAGCACAACCCUUUUAUUUCUUUGAUGUAUGCAGUGGGGGUGCAAAAUAUUAAUGCUAUAGAGAAAAACGUGGCAAUAAGCUUCGUUACAGCAAUUUGUUUUUCACCCCUAGGCCCCUAGCGCAAAUAAAAAUUGUCAUACGAACUAAACGUCAUGUUUAUAUAAUUUAUUGUAUGAUACUAUACUAAUAGAUGUCGUAAUUUGUUGGUCAUAUCUCCCAAUAGAACUCUCGAAACGAAUUAAUUUAUAUUAUUUAUUCAUCGA